Paramecium primaurelia is the source of this 1034-nucleotide messenger RNA. Lineage: Eukaryota; Ciliophora; Oligohymenophorea; Peniculida; Parameciidae. The record is from the annotation of a GenBank genome assembly.
AUGUCCAAUACAAAAUUUCCUUCAGUUUCAAUUAAUGAAAAGUAUAAUUCAAUCACAUUAUAAGGUUAUAGAAACGUAUAUUGAGAUCAAAGAUAGUAAAGAUAUUGAACAGUUAGUUUUAGAAUUAUUGUCACAAAUUCUUAAAAAUUGAGAGAUUAUAAUCAGAAAUUGAAACUAGGAAGUGUGAAUUUGAUUUAGAAGAUUAAAAUUUAAUAUAACUACUACCUAUUCAUCCACCAAUGAAAUUUACUUAAGAAGAAAAACAUCAUUGCUAAAGAAUGAAUAUUAACAUUCCAACUCCUUUAGAAAUGUAAUAAAAAUUAAAGGCAUAGUUAACACAUUAAGAAUUAUUAGAAGUAGUUAAUCAAUCUAAUUUAUUAGAUUGGAGAAGAUCCAGCUUAUUUUAUUUAAGAUGAAGAAAUGAGAAGAUUGAAUUGGAAUGAAGAAGAUUGGUUAUCAAAAUCUCAUACACAUUUAAAAAAGGAAAUAAAAGAUAUUCCUAAAAUAAAAUCUAAUAGCAAUUUAUUAAAAAUAAAAAAACCAACCAUAAGAUCAAAUACUGAAGAUAGAACUGAGAGAAAGAAUAAAGUAUCAAAUACGAUAUUUAUAAAUAAAAGAUGAUUGAUGAAUAUGUUAAAAGAUUACAUGAAAUUAAUGAAAUCAAUUUUUAGAAAGUCAAAUAUAAUCAAGAGACAAAAGAAAUAGAAAAAUAAAAAGAGUAAGCAAAGAUGAAUGAAAAAUUUAAGUCUAAAAUAGAUGUCUAAAUAAAAAAGUAAGAUGCGAAACAUGAAAGUCAUCAAAGAAUAGCUGAGUUUAAAUAACAAUAACAAUAGAUGAUCAACGAAAAAAUGGAUUAACAUAAGUAUAUAUAAAUAAUGAAUUUAUUUAGGAAACGAAUAAUAGAGGAGGAAGAGAUGAUUAGAUUACAUCAAAGAUUGAAAUAGAUAUGUUAAAAUAAGUAGGUUAAUAGUCUAAUAGAUUUGAAUCUCAAAGAUAGAAUAGAUAAAGCAAUAAAAUGUUAAACCAAUAAAUGA